AGAGGCCCUAACCUCAUCCUCCACCUGCUACAUACCUCACCAAAUACUCUCUCUCUCGCUCUUUCCUUCUCAGAGAGAGCGAACCACUUUGGAGCCAAAAAGCCUGUGAAAGGUCAUUCAGAAUAAACUUGUAAAUCAGGUCCUCUACCCUCAUAUUGGAUGGCCAUUAUACCUUGUGGAAGUACAUGGGUUGCCCAGUGGGGUAUUCGUCCUCAGUUCACUAUAAGAUCUUAUGUCACAAACCGAAUAAUGACAACACAAUCGGGAGUCACAAGUAGGAUAAAUUAUUUGGGAGCACCAAGUUCGAGCUUAUUUUCUCGUGAUUCCUUACCAUUGUUAUCCUCUGUGGGAUCAUCUCAGACUUCACAUCGUCGUAGGGGUGCACGGUUUAUUGUUAGAGCUGAAACUGACUUUUAUUCUAUUCUUGGGGUGUCAAGAAACUCAAGUAAAUCUGAAAUUAAAAGUGCUUAUCGGAAGCUUGCUCGGAGCUAUCAUCCGGAUGUGAACAAAGAUCCUGGGGCGGAGCAGAAAUUCAAGGAAAUUAGCAAUGCAUAUGAGGUCUUGUCAGAUGAUGAGAAACGAUCUCUAUAUGACAAAUAUGGGGAGGCUGGACUUAAAGGUGCUGGUAUGGGAAUGGGGGAUUUUAGCAAUCCUUUUGAUCUGUUUGAGUCACUGUUUGAGGGCAUGGGUGGUAUGGGUGGCAUGGGCAUGGGUGGCCGAAGUUCCAGGAAUAGAGCAGUUGAUGGGCAGGAUGAAUAUUACAGUCUUGUACUGAAUUUUAAGGAAGCAGUUUUUGGAGUUGAGAAAGAGAUUGAGAUAACCAGACUUGAAAGCUGUGGAACUUGUAACGGGUCAGGUGCAAGACCUGGCACAAAACCAUCCAAAUGUACCACAUGUGGUGGGCAAGGCCAGGUUGUAUCAUCUGCAAGGACUCCAUUGGGUGUCUUCCAGCAGGUAAUGACAUGCUCUUCCUGUGGUGGUACAGGGGAAAUUUCUACCCCAUGCAAUACAUGUUCUGGUGAUGGGCGAGUAAGGAGAACAAAAAGGAUCAGUUUGAAAGUUCCGGCUGGUGUGGACUCUGGUAGCCGUUUAAGGGUCCGGUCUGAAGGAAAUGCUGGAAGGAGAGGUGGGUCUCCUGGUGAUCUCUUUGUUGUUAUUGAAGUUAUCCCAGAUCCUGUUCUAAAACGUGAUGAUACCAACAUAUUGUAUUCCUGCAAAGUGUCAUAUAUAGACGCAAUUCUGGGAACAACGAUCAAGGUACCAACAGUGGAUGGUAUGGUUGAUUUGAAGAUACCAUCUGGGACCCAACCAAACACCACCCUUGUAAUGGCGAAGAAAGGUGUCCCUGUUCUAAAUAAAAGCAACAUGAGGGGUGAUCAGUUGGUCCGUGUACAAGUUGAAAUUCCAAAAAGGUUGAGCAGUGAAGAGAGGAAGCUUAUUGAGGAGCUUGCUGACUUAAGCAAGGGCAAGACAGCAAGCAGUAGGAGAUAGUUGCUAGGGCAUGAUUGGUAUACAUCAAUUAUGUGCUAUUUACCCUGGAAAUAUGUAUUCACCCUUUAGUGUGUGCGGCUUCGGAACUACAGUGCUUCCAAAAAGAAUUUGGCAGUUCUCAGAUGCUUGAACCGCUAAAGGGGAAAGCGGCAAUCUGUAGUCGUAGGUAUAAUUAUGUUGUGAUAGGUUUGUCCCUUAUAAAGAAAUUUUAAGGGAAACAGGGGGUGUGAAAGCAGGAAAAGAAGAUUAGCGAUACAUCCCUCUUUGAUUUUGUUAUAUAUUUGAUUGCAGUCUUUUAUUAGCUAUUCUUUGAGAUUGAACUAAAAUUUGGGCAACAAUGUUACCCUUCAAUUUUGUUUUAUUUUUGAUGAACUUUGAUGAAUGAAUGAUGAAUCUAAUGCAUCCAAAUGCA
This is a messenger RNA of Theobroma cacao (cacao), 1903 nucleotides long. Its product is annotated as Molecular chaperone Hsp40/DnaJ family protein. Gene Ontology annotation, cellular component: chloroplast thylakoid membrane; cytoplasm. Gene Ontology annotation, biological process: protein refolding; response to heat. Gene Ontology annotation, molecular function: heat shock protein binding; ATP binding. NCBI's taxonomy places the organism in Eukaryota, Viridiplantae, Streptophyta, Magnoliopsida, Malvales, Malvaceae. The record is from RefSeq and is a predicted model, not a curated record.